ACUCGUCGAGUCGUUAAACAGUCGAGUCGUUAAACAGUUCUCGGAUAAACGAUAUUGAUGUCAAUCAUAUUACGCACGCUGUUUUGCUCCGAGAUACGGAGCAGAACAUUUCAAAUCCCAUUAAGUUCCAGGAUGUCAUCGCAUCGAACGUAACCAUGGGCGGCUCGCUGAACGAAGUGGAUGUCAACACAACUCUCAUGAGAAUCGAUCGGGGAAAUGUGGUAACUGGCAAGAAAUCUGUGAAGACGCUUUCAGUACAAGGGUCCAUCGAUGUGUGCAACAAUUGUUCAGUUGGAACAUUCGACUUAUCAAACUGGGCCUCAAGAGCUGUGCUUCGUAAAGGCAACUUUACACUUCCAGGAGCAAAAUUUGAAUCCCUGGUGUUUCAACAACCUUUGAAUUUGAAUGGUACACUGAACAACGUCGCAGUUAGCCGUGAUCAUGUGCUUACUCUCUCCGACCAGCAAGAGAUGAACGGACCCCUGUCACUUUCUUCAUUGCUUCCUCACAACAUGUUGUUUUCAAGUGAGCAAGUACCACUUUAUCAACAAUCAACAGAAGGAUUCAAAGUGGCUGGGCAAUUUACGAAUCUUCAAGUUAAUGGAUUAUAUGACGGCAUUUCCUUGCCACAUUUCUACGAUCAAUUAGUUCGACGUGACACAAUUGUGGUGUUUUCAGAGCCGGUGGUUCUGUUGAGUUUGAUUGCCAGGAAUUUCCAAGAUUCUUCCACCAAUUCUACCAUCGGCGAUAUCAUUACGCUACCGUUAAAUGCUACCCAUCACGUCGCUGAUAGUCCUGUUAUUCCUCCAGAGAUGCGUCAACGCUCCUUAUCUUCUUUGGUCCAGAAAAUUAAGCGCGUUGUCUCACGUCAGUCAGUUGAACUCAUGUUCUUUGAAGAAAUGACAGUACCUGGAGCGAUACCACGGUCAGCGGAUUACAUUUAUGCCUGGGAAACUCGAGGCGGCGAAAUUGAACUGUGCUCCUAUGAUGAAGCGCUGGGAGAGUUAUUUUAUAGCUCAUCAACCUCCCCGUUAAUGAAGGGCGUGGAGUUGAGUGGCGUUGCAUAUUUCAGAGAUGCUGAAGAUUUUGCUGUGGCUGCACGGAACCGCAGUUCUAGUUCACAAGAAAACCCCGCGUCGUUUAUCUUUUCCCCCAAAGCUUCGGGCGAACUUGCGAGGCAAACAAUCCCUACCGAUUUCCCUAUUGGCGCUACUGCAUUUUUGCUUUCCAACAGUUCUUGCUACCUGUUUCUUGAAUUGACAUCUGAUUCACUUAUUUAUUGUCGAUCGUUGGGGUCUAACGGAACUUACGACUUGUUUCAGCGCUUACCCACUGUUGAUGGCCGACUGGUUACAGUCGGUUACCAUUACAGCACGGGAUUACCUCUACUGACCAUUGCAAGUGUAGCACAGCGAGGAUACGGUCACAUUACAGUCUGGAAUUUCAAUGUUACAAGCCGAUGGUUUCAACCCUGGAAAACAAUUGUCACCUUACAGAUAGUUGCCUUGGAUUGUGUCUGCAACGAGGCUCAAUGUCUUUUGGUCACCGUUGCCCCUUCUAAACCGGCAGCCAUUCCUGGUCAAGUCAUUGUUUGGAGUUUGAAUGAUGUUGGACCUCCGACAAGAUUACAGAGAAUCACGUUUUCUGAGCCCAUCGACGCUAAAUUCUCUCGAUUGCCGGACGGGCGUCUAACAUUAAUGGUUCUUCAGACUAACGGUGUUGACAAUGUUUCCGUCUACGUUUGGAGAGGCCUUUUGCAAUUCCAACACGACACUACUGUCCGAGUUCCCGGAGCGAAGUUUCUUCAACUGAUUUCUAAUGACGAUAAAUUGAUGCUUGCCUUAUCUGUUACCUCGUCCAUCGUUACUGAAUUGCCCUAUGGCCCGUUGAGAAUGUUCCGUGCCCAAUUUGUUGGUCAAAUAUCCACUAAUUAACUAAUCCCAGAGUCCCUUUGCUUCUAGUCAUUUUCGUUGUAAUUUAUUUUCUUUGUUUUUGAAGGGUCCUUGUUAAAAUGCAAACUGUAUGUCCCUUGAAAGAAAGGUAUAAAAGAUUAGAGGCUUUCAA
This is a messenger RNA of Daphnia pulicaria, 2064 nucleotides long. RefSeq lists its product as uncharacterized. The record is from RefSeq and is a predicted model, not a curated record. NCBI's taxonomy places the organism in Eukaryota, Metazoa, Arthropoda, Branchiopoda, Diplostraca, Daphniidae. Bases 156 to 1934 code for a protein of 592 amino acids. The transcript is spliced from 5 exons.